Molecule: messenger RNA, 2023 nt
Organism: Polistes dominula (European paper wasp)
Lineage: Eukaryota; Metazoa; Arthropoda; Insecta; Hymenoptera; Vespidae
Gene: Atf-2
Product: Activating transcription factor-2
Biological process (GO): regulation of DNA-templated transcription
Molecular function (GO): DNA-binding transcription factor activity
Source: RefSeq, a predicted model, not a curated record
AAUGAUGUUUGUUAUAGCGUAUUUAAAAAUGAUCAUAACCAAUGCAGUAUUCUGUCAAAAAAGAUCAGUGAUGGACAUUAUUCAUCCAAAUUGUUAUUAUCGAAUAUUUGAUUGUAUUUUAAUUACGUGCAUAUUAUUCGCGUUUCUAUUAAAAUGUAUAAGUUUUGGAAUAAAACAAUAAUCGACGUAUCUUUAAUGAUAAUAUCAUUAUUAUUUGUUAUCGAUGUAUCGUUGUAUCAAUUGUGAAUGGUUGUUAAAUCGUGUUUGUUUCAAUAAUAACUCAUACAGUUUAAAUCUGUUUGAGAUAAUAAUCAAAAAAAGUGAUCAUAGUAAUUAUGAGCGAUGUUGAAAAACAUUUUAUUUGCACGUCACCAGGUUGCAAUAUGAGUUUCACUGAUGAAGAUCAUUUAGCAAUACAUAGAAAGAAACAUGAUAUGGUGUUAAAUCUUGAAAACAAUGACAAAAAUUCUGGAUUUGUAGUUGAUCAAACACCAACUCCAACAAGAUUCAUUCGUAAUUGCGAAGAGGUUGGAUUGUUUCAAGAUUUACAAAAUGUUAAUCCUUUUGAAGAGACUUUUCGAAGAGCAGUUGAAGCAAGGAAUACUGGAACACUUACGGUACCAGGAGAGGUGGAAACAACCGACGACACAUUGCACACACCUCACAUAUUUCCACAUAUCGCAGAUGUAUUGUCCGAUGGUACUCAUAUUCUUUCCGAAACUAACCAAGAAUGUUCUACUCCUAUAACAGUAAUAGGGGAGAAGCCUACGACAAGCAAAGACAAAUCAACGGUGUCAACUCAAACAUAUUCAGAUUUAAAUCUACACUUAAACGAAUCUCAUUUUAUAAAGGAGAAUACACUUGCGUCUUCCAAAACUACAGCUUUACAUGCAGAAAGUAUCGUAUUGCAACAUUUAAAUGUGUCUGUUACUCCUAAAAGAGUAAUGCAACAAUCUUCUUCAAAAUUAUCUAUUAACGGAGAAGAAGUUGAAUUACUUUUGAAAACAGCGGAUGGUAAAUUGAUGCAACUAUCUGCUAAUCCAAUAUACGAAUCAUCUUCUCAAUCAUCUAACAACGCAUCUCCUUCUUCUCAUGUUUCUACUAUCGAACACACUAAACAACAAAAUGUUCUGAUGCGUUCAGAACUUCCACGAAUCAAUAUUCCUAUUUCGGAAUCUAAAAAAGCUCUACCGUCCAAAAUGACUUUUGCUAAAAUGAAACUACAGCAAAUUCUAACGAAAAAAGUAAACACUAAAACUGACAAAUCUCCGGAAACAAUUACAACUGUAAGAGACGAUAAUAUCAGUCAACGACAAUCUAAAGAAGAAAAUUCCAAACAAAGUAUCGAUCAACAUAGAAAAAAGGAUCUUCUUGAACGUAAUCGUGCAAGUUCAAUGCGUGCUAGGGAAAAGCGCAAAGCUUGGGUUCAGCAUUUACAAAAAACUAUGACCAAGGUUAAUGAAACUAAUUCCAUUUUAGAAUUGGAAGUUAAAGCUUUGCGCAAUGAAUUGACAAGAUUGAAAACUUUGUUACUCGCUCACAAAGAUUGUCCAGUUACUAAAGAAAUGCAAAAAGGCAAUGGCGUGGUACUAGGAACCAAAAUAAUAUCUGUGAACAAUGAUUCGAUUGAUACAACAGCAUCAUCAACUAAUAAUCUUACAAUAAAAACUUUGCCAACCAUAGUUCCGGAUUUGACAAAUAAAAAAUCCUUAUCUACAAGUUGUAUAAAAAAUCCAAUAAUUUUACCCAAAAUAAUUGAACAACGACCUGUAACAAUGACAACACCCACCAUUAUUUCAAAUGGGACUAUAGUCAAAAGUAUACCUGGUAUAGAAUUAAUCGAGGUAACACAUUUCAUGGCUGAAAAAGACAACGAUGUUGUCAAACAACCGCAAAUAAUGAUCGUACAAAAUCCAACUAUGAGAUUGGACGAGGGAUCACCGAAAAGAAAAAUUAUACGACUUAAUCCUAAUUACGAAAUUAGACAGGUCUGGUCGAAAAGUACGACCACGUAAAAAAAAAA